This is a messenger RNA of Anopheles coluzzii, 4876 nucleotides long. RefSeq lists its product as uncharacterized. NCBI's taxonomy places the organism in Eukaryota, Metazoa, Arthropoda, Insecta, Diptera, Culicidae. The record is from RefSeq and is a predicted model, not a curated record. Bases 136 to 3465 code for a protein of 1109 amino acids. The transcript has 6 exons. Gene Ontology annotation, molecular function: RNA binding.
GGCCGCAAAGCGUAAACAAGGGGUGUACGCCUGAUAGUGCAGCAUGUAAAUUCUAUAAAUGUACUGUAAGUUUGUCGUAAAAUCGGCGAAUGAUCGCUAAAAUCUGCCCAAUUAGCUCUUACUUACAGCUACACCAUGGAAGACAAUAAUAAAAACGAAUAUUAUUUCGGCAAUUUGCCGAAAUCUGCCACGGAGGGUGAGUUACGAACCUUUCUCAAAGAUUGUGGAAAGAUAACCGGGUUCGAGUAUCGACUGGCCAAGUGUACCUACUGUCCGACAAAGAUUGCGUACGUAAAGUUUGCUGAAAGUUUGGGUCGGGAAAAGGAACUGGAUUUGAGUAAGCAAAUGUUCAAGGAAAAGCGGCUGUUCUGCGCUAGCACGAGAGCGGAACCGUUCUUCACGCCACUACUCUCCGUUGUAGUCCGCUAUCUGAACGAGCACAUCACCGAGGAAGACCUGUACGCACACUUUGAAGCAGUUGGGUCGGUUGAAUGUGUACAAAAACCAUCGCAGAACUAUGCAUACGUGUCCUUUAAGGAUAACGCAUCCAUAAAGGCGGCAAUGGAGCUGAAGAAGUCGCUGAAGGGCAUUGAACCCUACAUCGUAGAAGUGAAGCGAAAAAUCAGUAUGUUUCUAGAGCAGAAAAAAGCCGUAGCGUAUGCAAGCAUCAGGGACAAGUGCGACAAGCUGGAUCUAGUUUACGAUCCAGACGCGGAACAUGAAACUACAUUGCUUGUGACCAACAUCCCCAGAAACACCGAGGAGGAUGAUGUGGUCGAAUUUUUAGGCAGGUUCGGGAAGAUUGUCGACUGGGAGAUGCAAAAAUCGGCUAGCUGCGUGAUGUCCAACAUUGGCUACGUCACCUAUCAGCAUCCGAAGAUGGCGCGGACGGCAUUUCUGCACGCACCUUUAAACUUUCAGGGCUUUGGAAUGGAGGUGUACAACCGGUUGCUGGGGUACACGUCGAACCCUUCGGACCAAGCGGUUAUCAUACAGCGCACGAGUGUUUAUAUAACUAACGACGAGAUAUUUGAAACAUUUUCCGAGCAUGGGCGCGUCGAAUACAUACAACGCAUCGAUGCCGUUAAUUACAACACAAUUGUCCGCAUGGACUCCGAGAAGGCGGCCCGGGAUGUUAACCUACUGAAGCUUGUCGCUGGCGAGACGGUGGCGAUACGGCCGUACUCGGCAAAGCGCUACGUAACUCCCACGUACGCUCCUCGCAGCACGGAUACACGCACUCCUCCAAGGCGGACGCGCAAGGAAAACAUGUUACUGCACAUUAACGACAUCGAGGAGCGCAAGAACAUGUCGCUGCUGCCAACGGCGUUCAACCCGCAGUACUGCAAUCCCAACCCGCAGUACUACCGGAACGAGGUGCAGGUUUGGAAUUAUGGGCCGAGGCAAGGUUUGAUAGAGUUUAGAGAUUAUUUUAAAAAAUACGGGACCGUAAUCAAUUUGCGCGAGCUGAAAGAGUACAGCACGUCACCGAUCCGUGUCGCUUACCUUAGCUUCGAAACCAAGCUGGAAGCGAAGCGCGUUUGCAAGCUCAACAAUUCGUUCAUGUGUUCGCGACGGCUGGUCAUCCUGAUGGCCGAUCACUGUAUCGUGCAUGAUCCGAAACUGUGUGUGAAAGUAACCGACCUCACGGAAGAAAUAGCCGAUGAGGAUAUUUACGACCGGUUCAGUAUGAUAGGCGACGUCAAGUAUGUAUACCGUCCCAAGGUGGAGGCAGCCAUCGUGUGCAUGGCCAAAGAGAAAUGUCAAGCGAGGGCAAUGAAAGUGAUGUGCGUGGGUCGCUUUUGUGUAACUGUAUCUUCCCUGCCGGGUUCGAACAAUCCUCAGCAGGGAAUGGGAGGUACACAGACCAACGACGGGCCGCCGGGGAUGAUGCAAAAUUCAGCUCCCAUUAACCCUAAUGUGGGUCCGGGAGCUGCAUCUGGCGCUCCUUGGAGCGGACCGGUGCAAAAUGCUCCGAUGGGGCCUAGACCGAUGCGUCCAAUGGGACCGGUGGGUCCGAUGGGUCCGAUGGGUCCAAUGAGACCAAUGGGACCGAUGACACCGAUGGGACCAAUGGGACCAAUGGGACCAAUGGGACCAAUAGGACCAAUGGGUCCUUCUAAUCCAGGUGGCCUCGGUAGCUGGAUACCGCCACCAAUGUCUGGUGGUAUGAGUAGACCGGCUGGACCCAUGUCUGGUGGACCGAUGCAAUUAGGCGGACAGGAAAUUAGUCCGCGGAUGCGAGGUUUAAUGCAAACCGUCGAAGCACAAAUGAUCAAGUGCAAAAACUUCACCUCGCUGUCAAUGGCGAAUCAGUUUAACUUGGUUCGCGACAUAGUCAAUCAAUGCGUCACUUUCCCGUACUUUUUGUCCCUGAGCGGUGAUGAUAAAAUUCGUUACCUCAUCAACGGAGACAGCGGUUUUCAGCAGUUGAGCAGCUUUACGCUCUUCACGUAUCCGGAGCAGCUGCAGAUGCUAUCGAUCAUUGAGGACUACUACCGUAGCACUAGCGAACCGGGCAGCCUGCCACCUCGAUCAGCCUCGACGCCAUCGAACACGCUCGUAGUGCUGACCAACGAUACUGGUGUGGCGACGCCCUUGCAGGAAUCAGCCCCAAUCGACAGCGAGCAUUCACCGACGGGCGAGCAGGAUGUCGACGACGAUGAUGACAUUCCACCUGCACCAUCCCCUCCACCGGCACCAUCGUUUCGUUCCAGAUCGCCAACUCCAACCAAUGACGAGGAUGAAUGGAAAUCUGCUUCCACCGGUUCUAUCAACGGUUCGGAGGUGCAGAAGCGGCUGCUAGAAAGUUUUGCAGCAGCUAGUGCACAAAACAAGCGUGCCAAAACCGGACUGGAUCCGCCCGCUUACAAACGGGCUAAUUGGCCCGAAAGACCAUUCGUGCAAGUUAGCAAUCUUCCGAAAAAAGCCAGCAAGCAGUACGUCGCAAAGCUUUUCAGCCACUAUGGCAAAGUUGAGUUCGUGUCAGAAACGAAAACCUUCACGCCUGAUUCGAAAACGAUGAUCGUGAAGUUCGAAACCAUGUAUCAGGCUUACAUGGCACUGGAGCAAAAUCUGAAGACGGUGCUGGGACGCCUGAUCCGUGUUACUGUCCACGAGACGCGCUACAAAAUGAGUGCGAAUCGUGGCAUAGGAGUGACCUGUAAUGGACCCUAUUCUGAGGUGGAAAUAUUUGAAACGUUCAAGUCUUGCGGAAAUAUCGUUUUCAUGAGAACGGUCGGAACGCCUGGAAAUGAAGUGUGUGUGCUUGACUAUCAGAGCAAAGAUUCGGCGGCCGCCGCGCUCAAGAUAACGUAUCUGCACAACGGAAGCCGAUGCAAAGCCGUGCCCUACAGUCUGGUAAGUUUCGGACAUUGUGUCAAUCCCACAGGAACGCUUGAGACGAAAUCUUACCCCUUUGCACGUUUACUGUUCAUCAACAGCCACCUCCACCAGAAGAAAUGAAUGACGAUAAAGUUGUUUUAGAAUAAUUAGCUCAUAACAUUUAUGCAUAAGAUAGUGUUACGCAUUGUGUGCAGUUGAAAAACUGUGAAUGACACGCGGUCGAAAUGCCUGUAAGGCGUGAUUACGAAGUCGUGUGCGAAAUGUUCACUAGGCAAUAAUACGGCCACCGCAAUCAAACAGAAAAAUAUGUUAUUGAUUGAGCAACAGUCGGCGCUCAAUUAAUCCAACCAUCAUUAUGUAGUUGGCCGCACAAUUCAGCAUGUGUCGUAAGCGCGACACAGCGAAGGAUUACUUACUUUAAGAAAUUUUGUUAGACAUAAGCUGUGUGUAGGGAAAGGGACAACUGCAUUAAAAGCAAUUCUUUGUAAUUAUUUUAAUGCAAACAAGACUCUGCCUUUAGGACAUGUGCGAUAUAGAUAAUUUAAAGUAAUAGAUGAGUUCAAAACUGAAACAAGACAAAUAGUCAUUCAUCCACAACCAUCUGGUAAGUAUUUUUAAGAUUACACGGAUAUCAACCACGAAAAGCAAAAUUAAUGCGCACCGUAAAGGCUUCCCCCGGAUCCGUCAUCAAACACUGGAGAACACAGGGAGUGAAGAACCCGGAAACUGGAAACUAGAAACUGGAAACUGGAAACUGGCAACGAACAACAUUACAUCCCACAGCUGCCGAUUGUUGACCGUAGCCAAGAUAGACAGAGUGACAAAGUUGUAAAAUCAGCAUCGUGUUAGAGUAGGUUUGAUUUUACUACUAUUUAUCAUUAACUAAUAAACGGAAGAGUGAGUUACACCGCGAAUAAAAGGAUAAUUACAUUCAAAUCAAUCCAGUACCGGUACUGCUUUUAAACAGUGAAUAAAACAUCGUCUCAUCACUUUCUUUGAAGACUUUAAUGCAGUCUUUUUUAUUUAUUUAUUUUUUUUUGCACGGUUUUGACCAUUUCUUUCUAAACUAUCACACAAUUAGGAUUUCGUUACACUUAAAUCUCGAUUCGCUCUAAAUAAACUGUUUGCGCUUAUUUUAUCUUAUUUUUUUCGUUUUGCUGUUGCAGCACUAGAACUAAUUGUCGUGUCAUGUUGCUUUCUUACGGUUGCUUGUGUACGGAACCUAAAAUUGUACACAUUAAAACAUAAAUUUCAUUCGAUCAUUUGUAAACAAAACAAAACAAAAAAAGCUGACGGAUAUUUGUACCACCUUUUUCUAUAUGAGAGUACAACGGACCAUACGAUCCUAUUGUAAAAUGCAAACGGAAACUCUUCUUCUGUGCUGUGCGCGGUGGUGCUGUCCCACCGGUGGUUUUUCUGUAUGAAAUGAGGAGACAAAACACACAGAGAGAACCUUCAUAACCGCACCAACCGCGGUAGCGCCAUCCACCAUCGCGCAAAAGACCGGGUAAAAGAGGGGGGGGGGGGGGGG